UGAUCCACCAGUUCACAGACGGAAUGAAUGCAUUUGGGAAGUUGUGGGACCUGGUGAGGAAGAACUGGAUUUCCUUCCUGCCUUUGUUCACCAACAUGCAAGAGCCCAUGUCAAAGGCAGCCUUCAAGGCAACUUCAGUUACAACUACAGCAGGAGAGGCAGCAACCAUCGCGAGGCAGAAGAGGACACCAUCUACUGCUGGGAGAUGGUGCUUAACAUGAUUGAAGAUAAAGUGACUGAACUCAAAUUCGAAGACCUUCUGAUUUUCAUCACUGGAGCAGACAAGGUUCCUCCCCUGGGCUUUCCCAGGAAGCCCUCCAUCGACUUCUAUGAACAGGAGGCAGGCCUGCGCCGUUUGCCCUUCGCAUCUACCUGCACAAUGUGCCUGUACCUGCCGAGAGGCGUCAGUCAGUCAGAGGAACUGCAUCAGAUGCUUUUACAGGCCACAAGAGACUCUUUGGGAUUUGGAAAGGUGUAGUCCAUGUCAGGCAUGUUUUCAGGAGCUGUCAGUGGUAAUGAGUAAAGAUUACUAUCGUAAUCUCCUUUUCCCACCACUCUGCCACCCGCUAAUCCGCUAUCCGUUCAAAACAUCGUCGGACUUGCCACUAGCAAGACUGCCCAGCCACACUGCUGAAAAAGUUGCCCGUGUAUCAUCAGCUUAACACUACUAGUUAUUGGGUAAACCUUCAUAACCACAGACACAAUGGCAGAUGCAAGCUUUCAGCAGAAGUUCCUGGAAGCCCAUAAUGCCUACAGAGCGAAGCACAACACACCACCGUUGACCCUUAGCAGUGAGUUGACGGCUUCAGCUCAGAAAUGGGCCGAUCACCUGCUGUCAAUCAAAACCCUGCAGCACAGUAACACUAAGGACGGAGAGAACGUCUUCUUUAAGUCCAGCUCAGCAACCUUUAAACCGACAGGGAAAGAAGCUGUAGAUUCGUGGUACAGUGAGAUCAAGAAUUACAACUGGAGCAGACCUAGAUUCAACAGCAAUACUGGUCAUUUUACUCAGGUGGUUUGGAAAGACAGCACUGAACUGGGUGUGGGUAUGGCCACUAAUGGCAACAUGGUCUUUGUGGUUGGGCAGUACCGGCCAGCUGGCAACAUGAACAUGCCGGGAUACUUUGAGAAAAACGUCCUCCCCCUAGCAUAAAGGCUGUGCAUUUUACAUGUGGCAGAGAGGUGGGUGGAGUGAGAAGAGGAAUUCCUGCACACUGCUGUAGAUAACCUGGACCAUCCCUGCAACCCUCAACACACGACUGAUUAAUAGGUCAUGAUGAGUCAGAAUGAUUUUAAUUGUACUGAGGUUCAAUAUGAAGAUUGUUAAUGGUUGUGGAGUUGGCUUUUUCAGUUUAUACAUGUGUUUCUGAAUAUAAAGCACAAA
Micropterus dolomieu (smallmouth bass) is the source of this 1384-nucleotide messenger RNA. Its product is annotated as Golgi-associated plant pathogenesis-related protein 1-like. NCBI's taxonomy places the organism in Eukaryota, Metazoa, Chordata, Actinopteri, Centrarchiformes, Centrarchidae. The transcript is spliced from 7 exons. The record is from RefSeq and is a predicted model, not a curated record. Gene Ontology annotation, cellular component: extracellular region. The coding region runs from base 704 to 1153 and encodes 149 amino acids.